GGGAAAACAAAGGGAAGAAUUAGAUGACGAAGGGGAAGGUGGCAAAAGGAAAGAAUUAAACGAUGAAAAGGAAGGUGACAAAAAGGAAGAAUUAGACAAUGAAGGGGUAUGUGACGAAGAGAAGGAAGAAUUAGGUAAUGAAGGGAAAGGUGAUGAAAGGAAGAUAAAAGGAAGUAAUGAAAAGCAAGAUGAAAAGGAGUGA
Molecule: messenger RNA, 202 nt
Organism: Funneliformis geosporum
Lineage: Eukaryota; Fungi; Glomeromycota; Glomeromycetes; Glomerales; Glomeraceae
Source: the annotation of a GenBank genome assembly